GGCACGCCAACGCACAGCGCAACAAACAGCCCGGCUGCUUCUCUCCCGUCUGAUGGCUAACGCCUUUAGAUUAAUAGUGUGAAAGGGGAGGGCAACGAGGCUUUUCCCCUUCUUGUAUUUUUUUGUAGAACAGCAGAGAAAAAGAUUGAACCUGCGUUUAACUUUUUUUUUUGUGUGUGUGUGUUUUUCAUUUUUUGAUGGAUUGCAUGGCUUAACAUCUACUGUGAUGCAACGAGAAGAUCUUGUGCACCUGGAAAUGCAGUUUUAUUAUGUGGGUGAGCACACCUGGACCACCAUGCUGGGGCAGAGUGUCAGGCUGCAGCCCGUGCCGAUCCAGAGCCUGUCGGAGCUGGAGCGAGCCCGUCUGCAGGAGGUGGCAUUUUACCACUUGGAGGAGCGGGACCUCAGCGUCAACAUCAGCAUUCCACGAGAGACUCGAAAGAGAAGGAAGUCCUUGAGGAGGAAGUUUGACUCCUUCUCGAAAGAGAAAAAGGAACGAGAGACGGCUCCCAAGGCAUUCGGCAUCGCCCUGUCUCAAGUCAUCGCCAACGACCGAGCACGCAAGCAGCGGCAGGACGCCCUGAAGGAGAGCCGGCGGGACUGUCUGGACCUGGAGGCCAGCGUCCUGCACUUCCGGGCCGAGAAACGGCAGCACCACAACGGCAACAACCCGCCCUGCGGCACCACGGCCACAGCCACCCUGGAGCUCCACAACAAGGCGCUGUCUCCCGCCUUCCAGGACAACACCUCCAGAGCCCACCGCAGGGGGGGCCUGUCUGUGGACUCCAUCUCUGACCUGGUGGAGAGUCAGUCCCGGCUCCUGGAGGCUUUGCAGCUCUCCCACCCAAAUGAGCUGGACAUCAAGAAGGCGACGGGCCGCACCCAGACCAAGCUCAGCCUCAACCCCAUCUACCGACAGGUGCCCCGCGUGGUGGAGCGCUGCUGCUCCCACAUCGAGGCCUACGGGCUGCAAACUGUGGGGAUCUUUCGUGUUGGAAGCUCAAAGAAGAGGGUCCGGCAGCUGAGGGAAGAGUUUGACCAGGGGAAUGAUGUCUUUCUGGAUGAUGAGCAAAGUGUUCAUGAUGUUGCAGCCCUGUUGAAAGAGUUCCUGAGGGAUAUGCCAGAUCCCCUGCUGCCCCGGGAGCUGUACUCCGCAUUCCUGCACGCCAAUAGCGUGAGGGGAGAGGAUCAGCUCACAUACCUACAGCAGCUGAUCUACCUGCUGCCACCAUGCAACUGUGACACUCUUCUCCGGCUACUGACACUCCUGCACACCGUGCAGAGUCAAGCGCAAGACAGCCUAGGCCCGGACAACCAAGAGAUCCCAGGAAACAAAAUGACCGCAGCAAACUUGGCGGUGAUAUUCGGACCCAACCUGCUGCAGCGGGAACACAGCACGGAGAAAGAGCCGAGCUUACAGGCCCAGGGAAUCGAGGACAGCGCUUCUGUCAUAUCUGUCACACUGCUGCUGCUCCAGACCUACGAACGCCUGUUUAUGGUUUCUGCAGAGCUUCAGCAGGAGGUGCUAAUGAGCCUCAUCCAGACGGACCCAGACAUUAUUGAUUACCUCCUGCGAAGGAAACUCAGCAGUCACCUGACCUCUGAGGCGGACGCAGAAGGCAGGCGAGACAACACGGCCUCGGUGGACUCGGUGGUCCAUUCCAGUGAGGACCUUUCGGCCCCGUCUCCGCGGUUCCCCGAGGGCCAGGAGGAGGACAGCCUGUGCAGCGAGGUGCUCAUCAACGUGCUGCGGCUCAACCAGAACAGGAAGCGGUCCUCUGAGAACGGGCCAGGGAAGUCCGUCGGCCACAUCCGCCACUUCCACUCCCACCACAACCUGCUGAGCCUGGCCCAGCCCUCGCCCCAGACCCUGUCUGAGGACAGGCAGGCCUGCGAGGGGGGAGGCAAGGUUUGCAGCCCGGAACAGGGCCCCGCUGCAGCACAGAUGCGGUCCCCUGGGGACAGCAUAUGGGUGCGGCAAAGCAGCACUCAGCCCACAAACUUCUGGGACUUCUUCACCGGAACCGUUACCGGAUCAGAAACUAUCGUAUGACUUAACGAUCCUGCGUGAGAGACACUUUGGACUAUCCAUCCGCCAAAUUCAAAGACACACACACAAAAGCACAGAGCCAUAAACAGGUACAAACAUACAGUACAUGCGAACACGCAUACACAAAGAUACAGAAAUAUAAAAUACCAUUGGAAUUGGGGUCACAAUGGCACUUUUAAUCAUAGACCCAGACUGGUUCCCCUCGCUUGCCAUGUUGUGUCUCAUACAGUGCUAGCUGAUAUCUAAAUGCUCAUGCGAAAGACUUGUCGAUCAUGUUGUGAUUGAGUGUAAUUAAGUGUUUAAGUGUUAUGAGGGACAUGAAACUGACAAGAAGCUGUAAAUAGCACAUAGGCUUACCCAGUUUAUUUGGGUUUUUGUUUAGCAUAGAGGACAAACAAUACGACAGAUACUGCCCUUAUACAUUUCAAACUAAGCAGCCGGAAAUUCCUUCCACUGUCAGAAGACACAUCUUCUGAAAUUUUAAGUUCAAAAGCGACACUCAAGAGACUGGUUGAAUAAUCACAGAGUGGUAGUAUAAAUAAAUAAAAUGCUUUUAACAAAA
Messenger RNA from Conger conger (European conger), 2612 nucleotides. RefSeq names its product Rho GTPase activating protein 36 (gene arhgap36). The transcript has 12 exons. Lineage: Eukaryota; Metazoa; Chordata; Actinopteri; Anguilliformes; Congridae. Gene Ontology annotation, biological process: signal transduction. The record is from RefSeq and is a predicted model, not a curated record. Bases 227 to 2053 code for a protein of 608 amino acids.